CGAUAGGUUCUCAGCGUUUCUUGCCUCUUCUCGCGAGAAUUAAAAAAAAAAAAAAAUCUUCCGAUGAAAGUUGAAUGAAGAGUACAAAAUAUUUAUCUCGCGAGACCUGUGAGCGGCCAUCUUGCUGCUGCCCUGACAGAUUCUCCCAUCGGGGUCACAGGAACGCUAAGAUUGCUCUCUGGAUCUUCGCUGACCAUGCUGUCCCGGAUAGUACUUUCUGCUGCCGCCACAGCGGCCCCCUCUCUGAAGAAUGCAGCCUUCCUAGGUCCAGGGGUAUUGCAAACAACAAGGACCUUUCACACAGGGCAGCCACACCUUGCCCCUGUACCACCUCUUCCUGAAUAUGGAGGAAAAGUUCGUCAUGGACUCAUCCCUGAGGAGUUCUUUCAGUAUCUUUAUCCUAAAACUGGUGUAACAGGACCCUAUGUGCUUGGAGCUGGGCUUAUCUUGUAUGCUUUAUCCAAAGAAAUAUAUGUGAUUACCGGAGAGACCAUCACUGGACUAGCAACAAUAGGGAUAUAUAUCUUUGGAAUUAAAAAAUUUGGUCCUUCUGUUGCAGCAUUUGCUGAUAAACUCAAUGAGCAAAAACUUGCCCAACUGGAAGAGGCAAAGCAGGCUUCCAUCAACAACAUCCAGGAUGCAAUUGAUACGGAAAAGGCACAGCAGGCACUGGUUCAGAAGCGCCAUUACCUUUUUGAUGUGCAGAGGAAUAACAUUGCUCUGACUAUGGAGGUUAGUUACCGGCAACGACUGCAUACGGUUUAUAAGGAAGUAAAGAAUCGCCUGGACUAUCACAUAUCUGUGCAGAACAUGAUGCGUCGAAAGGAACAAGAGCACAUGAUAAAUUGGGUGGAGAAGCACGUGGUGCAGAGCAUCUCUGCACAGCAGGAAAAGGAGACAAUUGCCAAGUGCAUUGCUGACCUAAAGCUGCUGGCAAAGAAGGCUCAAGCACAGCCAGUUAUGUAAAUGUAUCUAUUCCAAUUGAGACAGCUAGAAAGUUGACUGACUAAAUGGAAACGAGUUUAUUUGACAAAAUCUUUCUGUAUUGGUGUCUACUGAAGUUAUGGUUUACCUCUCCUAAAAAUGAAAAGUUUGUGUUAAAUAGUGACAGAACGAAAUCUCUAUCGGCCAGUCAACUAUUUCUCGUCAUUCUUACUCUGCAUUUGAGUUAUUCUAUGAUCACUUCUGUAUAAGCCUUUAUAAAAACUUGCUGCCUGACUAAAGAUUACCACGUUGUAGUUUAAAUUUGUAAUUAAUUCUACCGUCUUGCAAUAAAGUGACAAUGACAUGAGGUUUUUCAAGUUGUAUAAGUCUCUGAAAUACUCAGCUUUUGUCAUAUAGGUAAAAAUUAAAGAUGUCAUUGAACUACUGUCUUGUUUAUGAGACCAUCCAGUGGUGAAUUAUUUCUGGCUGAUAUGAGAUAUGUAAAGCUUUGUAGUACUCUUAAAAUAACUAAAUGGAAUAUUGUAUAUCAAUUCAUAUCGUUGACUUUAUUACCAUUUUAGUAGUAUGCCUGUAGAAAAUAUUAUGGACUCAGUGUGUCAUAAAAUCACUCUUAAGAAUCCAGCAGGCCAGGCACAGUGGCUCGCACCUGUAAUCCCUGCACUUUGGGAGGCUGAGACAGGCAGAUCACUUGAAGUCAGGAGUUUGAGACCAGCCUGGCCAACAUAAUGAAACCCUAUGUCUACUAAAAAUACAAAAAGUUAGCUGGGCAUGGUGUCAGGCACCUGUAAUCCCAGCUACCUGGGAGGCUGAGGCAGGACAAUUGCUUGAACCCAGGAGGCAGAGGUUGCAGUGAGUCAAGAUCACACCACUACACUCCAGCCUGGGCGACAGUGAGACUCCGUCUAGGGGAAAAAAAAUCCAGCAGGCACCUAUCAAGAACAUAGAAAAUAGCAGGUGUUGGCGAGGAUGUGGAGAAGUUGGAACCCUUGUGCACUGUUUGUAGAAAUACAAAAUGGUACAGCCACUGUGGAAAAGGGUGAAAUUAAAUUGGAAAUACCAUGAUCCAACAAUCCAACAUCUGCAUAUAUACUGAAAAAAGCAGGAUCUUGAAGAGAUACUUGGUACAGCAUGGUGAUAGCAGCAACAUGGAAGCAGCCCAAGUGUCCAUCAAUGGAUGAAUAGAUAAGCAAAGCAUGGUAUAUCCAUGCAAUGGAAUAUGAUUCCACCCUAAGGAGGAAAAUUCUGACACUGGUUGCAGCAUGAAUGAAACUUGAGGACGUUAAGCAGUUUUAUAAGUUGAGUUAUGGAGCUGGACAGUGGUGAUGGUGGCACAUUAAGAAUGUAUUUAAUACCAUUCUUAAAUGAUACAC
Sapajus apella (tufted capuchin) is the source of this 2315-nucleotide messenger RNA. RefSeq names its product ATP synthase peripheral stalk-membrane subunit b (gene ATP5PB). Gene Ontology annotation, molecular function: proton transmembrane transporter activity. The transcript is spliced from 7 exons. The record is from RefSeq and is a predicted model, not a curated record. NCBI's taxonomy places the organism in Eukaryota, Metazoa, Chordata, Mammalia, Primates, Cebidae. The coding region runs from base 196 to 966 and encodes 256 amino acids. Gene Ontology annotation, biological process: proton motive force-driven ATP synthesis.